CGCUGUUCUCACUGUCAGACACUCUCAUCUUGUGCAGUGGAAACAAACACAGUGCCUGUUUAAUUCAGCUGAGUUGUCAGGGCCGCUUCAUUACGUGGCGCACCAGGUAACAGCUGCCAAAGGCGUCUAAUCCUCUGGUGUGGAAAGGAUCAAGGAAAAGGUGGCGUUUACUCUCGCCGAGAGGACAGGACACGUCGGACAGGUACCUGAUUCUGGGAUCGUAAUUUCCAUCUGUAAUGAGGCGUGGGGCCCACAUCACGCAUCUGAAAGCUCAGCUCUCAAAAGCGCUGGGAUUCGGAUCGGGACGUGUUUGAGGAGAUGCGUGCGACUCUCUCAGAGCGAGCGUGAUGGGAUUUUGGCUUCUGUAGGGACUUGCCGUCAGCUUUUCCUCACUUUUAUGAAUCAUUACAGAGGAAUCUGUUGGAUAAACAUCUGUUUGAAGCUGUUUUCCAAGUGAUUACUUCUUUCUGAGUUGUGUAUAUAAAGGAUGUAAGACAAGAACCUGCACAGUAAACAUUUAAAGAACUGCACAUGAACAGCUGCUUUUGUAAACAGGUGAACAAGUGCUUCCAAAUGCUAUUCAAACAUAUAUGUAUGUAUGUAUUUUGAUGAGUAAUAGUUUGCAGGUGUUUUGAGUGACAGAUGGUUGGCAUAUCCUAUAAUUACUCAUUUUUGUGUGAAAGUGUAAGGCUGGCUGAGAGAACAGCUAAUGGGUUUCUCAUUAUUUAAGGCUGGUUGCUCAUCACAGUACAGAUUGAAAGACAUUCCUCUAUAUUUACAUUUUUCCAUAGUUCGAGCAAGUAAGAAAGUAAAACAUGACAACUCAUAACUGAAGAGUGAUUUUUGCAGGACUUGGAGGCUGGUUGCCUUUCACAGGGUUGAUUCUGAGGACAUUUUCUUCCCAUUUUCCUAUUUUGGCAAAAAGUCUCCAAAGUUUAAUAGCCUGCAAAGGUCUUAAAGCAGAAUGAGGAUAUUUGGAUAUUUUACACCCUUGGCAUCCCUGGAUUUCUGGAGAAUCCUGUAACUGAGGAAUGCAGUACGGAUCCUAGACGAGCGUCUGAUUUUUCAUAAACACUGCGCGGGAUUCGUCUGCAUCACAUAAAGUGAGAAACCACAGCACUUCUUUACUCUUCUAAAGAGAAAGAGUUGGAAUAUUGAUCAAUGCCAUUUUUACCCGGGGGUCAGCUGAACAGACGCGCUGUGGAGUCUGGAUAAGCCGGGCAGACGGGGCCCAAUGCUUCUCCUCAUUCUAAGAUGAAGUUAUGGAAGUUUGCUGCCAUUGGCCUGAUUCUCUGUGGUGCUGCACUUCCCCUGCUCGUCCUUAAAACCGCUCCCUCUUCUCGAGCCCCGCCCCCUCCUCCCCACCGCAGAGCUUCAUCCUCAUCACUUGCACCUCCAUCAUCUUCAUUCGCACCCAGCAAUUCGUCGACUACUGUUGCGGCUGGUGGGCGGCAACGGAGGGUCCGAUCAGCUGACGGAGGAAACUCUCUCGUAUCAGAAUUCAUGAAGAUGUUUCAGAGCUUCACAGAGGGUGAGUUGAAGCAGGUCAUUGGGACACUGGUGGAAAGGAAAGCCCACAGAGAUGCCCAGCAGAGCAAAAGGACUAAACGGGCUAAAAAGCGAGCCAAACCCUGUUCGCUGCGGGAGGUGGAGGUGACAGUCAGUCAGCUGGGGUUGGGCUACAAGAGUGAUGAGACUAUAGUCUUCCAUUACUGCAGUGGAAGGUGCACUACUAGUCGCAGAAACUAUGAUCUGUCGCUGGCGAACAUGAAGCGCUUGCAGCUGCUAACAAAGGACCAGAAGGACAAGGCUCGCCACAGCCCCUGUUGUCGACCCACUGCAUAUGAGGAGGACAUCUCCUUCCUUGAUAACGACAAUAAAUACCACACAAUCCAAGAAAUUUCAGCUAAAGCAUGUGGAUGCGUCUGACAUUAAGGGUCAAAACUCAGAGCACUCAAAACUUUUAGGAAACUGAUUGAUUCUGAGAAGAAAGUCUUCUGGGCUUAAAGCACUGAGGCGAAAGCGAAUGUCUUGCAUUGCCUUCACGAAAAAAACACUCGGCUGACAGAUUCUCCUCAAACACCUCUGCCAGUCCUGAUGAAGAGAAACCCGACAAUACAUGAAGUGAAUAAGUAAUUAUUCUUAUGUUUACUCGUUGCUAAUGAGAUGCUGCUGUAUAUCUUGUUUCUAUUGCCUUCUUGGGUCUAUUUCAAAUAGCUUGAAAUGUUGGGUGGAUGUUAAGCUCAGAGUUUCAAUGUAAAAAAAAAAAACUCUCAAAAAUUCAUUCAGGGCUUCGGAAAACAAAGCAAGUUCACAAAGGCACACCCUACGCUGAACAAAACUUCCUCAUUGUGUAACCGACCUGUAAAUGAUGCCAACAGCUCUGAAAAGGUUUCAACUCUGACAUUUCAAAGUCAAAAAACAUUCCCACAAAUCAAGUUCAAACAAACGUAUUAGUUAUACUGAACAUCUACCUCAGCUUUAAUCUAGUAGACAUUUCUCUGUAAAAGAAAACCCAAUAUUUUGUCAGAUGUUAAAAUGUGUGGUAUCAUACAAAUGCAGAGUAAAUAGUAACAGAAGAAAAACCGAGGAUCACAUUCUACCAAGACGUUACGAACACAACAAAUUUACAGACAAAUCAUCAAAUGUGUUCUAAAAUCGACUCAAAAUAUCAAACAUGUUUGAUAUUCUCCAACUGGAAGAAAUAAUAGUCUGACGCUAAAAAUAUUAUAGUAUGUGCCCAUCAUACACUACGCGAUUAUCCUGUGAAAUCUGUUAAAUCCAACUGCCCAAAAAUACACAGACAGGCUCUGAGUUUUCGGCAAAAUUAAGGCAAAAAUCUGGACAAGUGUAUAUUCCAUGGCGAAUUGGUGGUUAAUAUAUGUGAAUUUGUGUGCAUUCAUAUGUUUUCACACAAUGUGCUUGUUUUUUAUUUUUAUUAUUAUCAUUAUUAUUUUGGUGUAAAAUCGUUUUGAAGGAAGAUUUUCCUGCUUCACAUUGUAUGAAUUCUUAUGAAGUCGCCACCUUGUAAAAUACAUUUUCCAAUAAGAUCCGGUUGCACUGUCUCCACAAAUUCUCCAAAUCUUCCAAUCAGGUUUGGUUUAGAAGGAAAUUUCUUCGAUUUUUGUGCAUUGCAAUAUCUAGGGCUGGGUAAAAAUAUCGCUUUCUCAAUUUUAUUUGAUUCUCCUUUUUACGAAAAAAUCUUAAAUCCCAAGUAUCUAUUAGUCUUAUUAGUCAGUUAAUGAAAACGUUGUAGCGCACCUCCCAAGUAAUAAAUCGCAAAAAGCUUUGUGAAUUGUUACUUCUGAUAUGAAACUAAGUCUCAGGUUUCAAAUUCUGUCCAUUACAAUAUUCACAGAAUAAAUACAGUUUUGGUGCUGUUUAAUGUGGAGUGACAGAUCGCCUCAGUUCAAGAGAAGCAGCAUG
Labeo rohita (rohu) is the source of this 3426-nucleotide messenger RNA. RefSeq names its product neurturin (gene nrtn). Bases 1255 to 1929 code for a protein of 224 amino acids. The record is from RefSeq and is a predicted model, not a curated record. Lineage: Eukaryota; Metazoa; Chordata; Actinopteri; Cypriniformes; Cyprinidae. The transcript is spliced from 3 exons. Gene Ontology annotation, molecular function: glial cell-derived neurotrophic factor receptor binding; receptor tyrosine kinase binding; growth factor activity.